Cladocopium goreaui is the source of this 457-nucleotide messenger RNA. The record is from the annotation of a GenBank genome assembly. Lineage: Eukaryota; Dinophyceae; Suessiales; Symbiodiniaceae.
GCUACACAGAGCGUUGCCCCACGUCGUACCAUCGCAGUACCUUGCGUCUUUGCAGGGGAUCUUCAGCAUUUGUGCAAGCAUGGGAGUUGCGGAGGUUGUCGAGUGCAAGAUGGUUAAGACCGUCAGGAAUGAAGAAGUGGUCGAGUUGGCACGGGAGAUCAUGCACCAGCAUGUGACUGGGAAGUGCCAUCCUUGUGUUGCUUUUUCUCUUAAUGAAGGUGGAUGUUUUAAAGGCAACCAUUGCACUCAUUGUCACUAUUGCACCGCGGAGCAAGCCAUGCAUCGCAGGGCCGAACUGCAAGCUCAGGCGCGGCAAAAGACUCGACGUCACUACUACGAGCGUGCUGUGCCGGUGAAACGCUUUUGGCUUUGAAAGAAUUCGAACCAGCCAAUUCAACAUGGCAAGGCCCAGAGGAAUAGGAUGCAGCAGAGUUCCCAGCUGGUUCGUUGGCCGGGC